Andrographis paniculata is the source of this 688-nucleotide messenger RNA. RefSeq lists its product as uncharacterized. The record is from RefSeq and is a predicted model, not a curated record. NCBI's taxonomy places the organism in Eukaryota, Viridiplantae, Streptophyta, Magnoliopsida, Lamiales, Acanthaceae. Bases 113 to 340 code for a protein of 75 amino acids. Gene Ontology annotation, cellular component: mitochondrial intermembrane space. The transcript has 2 exons. Gene Ontology annotation, molecular function: copper chaperone activity; copper ion binding.
GAAAAGUCUAGAACCCUACAGACCAUCUCCAUCUGUAUUUUCCUUCCCCUCAAGAACAUUCUUCGGACUCUUGUGCCUUCUUGCUCAGAAAGAAAACUAAGGAUUGCUAAAAAUGGGCGGGCUUCCAAUUGACAAUCCUUCCUCUGUUAUCUCUUUGCAAUCACAGAAAGACAAGGCAUCGCCUGAUACUGCUUCAAAACCAAAGAAGAAGAUAUGUUGUGCUUGCCCGGAGACCAAGAAGCUGAGGGAUGAAUGCAUUGUGCAAAAUGGUGAAGAAUCUUGUGGAAAAUGGAUUGAGGCUCAUCGGAGAUGCCUUCGCGCAGAGGGAUUCAAUGUCUGAACUAUAGUUUGAGUGGACUAUUAGCUAAUGGACCAUCACGGUACUAUGCAAUAACCUCCCUACUCUGCCUUUGAAGCUGAAUUAAUUCUUCUCAUGCUCAUAUAAUUCAAAACCAAAAUUGAAGAAUAAAGGUAUAUUUUUGCUUGCUGCUACCUAUUAUGAACAAAUUAAUUGUAUUGUUUAGAUGCUAUGAUUCAGAAUCUUGUUGCAGUGUUAGGGAUUUUUCUGAUUUCGAGUAGCAGCUUUUAGUGAAAUCAUUCAUUGUGAAUUAUUUGCUGUUUACAUUUAUAUUUCCCUAGUUGCUUCUCCAGGGAUAACAGAAUAUUGAAAUUCUAGAUUUCAUUGUCA